Molecule: messenger RNA, 2895 nt
Organism: Pyrus x bretschneideri (Chinese white pear)
Lineage: Eukaryota; Viridiplantae; Streptophyta; Magnoliopsida; Rosales; Rosaceae
Product: F-box/kelch-repeat protein At1g57790-like
Exons: 18
Coding region: 1714-2832 (372 amino acids)
Source: RefSeq, a predicted model, not a curated record
CAGGGACGAAUGGCAGGGUCUGGCCUUCAUUUCUGUAGCUCGAGAACUUCGGUGAGAUGAAGGAGAGGAGCAGGGAGAUGAGCUCGAGUCGGCAAACGGCCGAAGAGAUCUUCAGGGAUUACAGUGGUCGGAGAACUGACGCUGUCCACGAUUUAACUAACGAGAGAGGUCGAGCAAGGUUUCGUCCAUUUUGGUCAACUUGGGCUACCCCCAACGUUCGGUAAGAUCCCUCGCCGAUCUCUUCUCUCGCCUAUGUUGUCUUACUCCAUCGUUCACGUCAGGAAGGCCCGUGCGUGGUUUUUUGGGUGGGGAUUUCAGAUUUCAAGGGGGAAAGAGGCUGUGCUUCUUUUCAAUCGGGCCAAGCCUCUAUCUGCAAAUCGAGGCCCCGGUGAAGCAUAAGCGUUACAGGCCUGCAGUAAAUUCUAGGGAAAGAAAAAUGAAGGAAAUGCCGCGAGGUACGUCACCAGGUCACAAGCUGUCAAGCAGCUUCAAGUCAGUCUUCCCCUCUUCAGGAAAUUGUGUAUUCUAAAGGGCGUGUUCCCUUGGGAGCUGAAGGAAAAGGUGAAAGAAAUCACCAUACCUAUUAUCACUUGAAGGAUGUUUCUUUCAUUCAGCAUGAACCACUACUUGAGCAGUUGAGAGAGAUAAGAGCAUACGAAAGAAAAGUAAAGAGAGCCGAUGCGAAGAAGAACAAGGAACGAGCUUCUCUCCUGACAGAAAGAAGACCCACUUACAAAUUAGAUAGAAUUAUUUUGCAGAGAUAUCCAAAAUUCGUUGACGCACUUAGAGAUAUAGACGACUGCCUCAGCUAUUGAGGACAGAAUUGAUGUCAAACGCAUUCAUAACUGUUGAAGGUUGAGUCAUGAAUGGCAAGCUUACAUAUCUUGGACUCAUAAAUUGCGUAAAGUCUUUGUAUCUGUCAAAGGCAUAUAUUAUCAGGCAGAGGCUAAGGGGAAAAAAGUCAGAUGCACUUGCACCGUGAAGUCAAUGAAGUCGGGUUCCAUUUGUCCAGUUUAUAAAAUUCCAUAUCGACGCAAAGGCACUGGGAAGACGACUCUGUCUACGGAUCAUAAUCGGUAUCUAAUUGGAUUUGAUGAGCACUGCUGGAGCAACAAUAGUGUCAAACAUUGAAGGUGGUUGCUAUGCCAAAUGCAUUGAUUUGUCAAAGAACUGGGAACCAAAUAUUUGGAAUGCAAUUUGGGACUGUUUUGGAGAAUGUUGUGUUCGAUGACCAUAAUCGAGAAGUUGAUUACUCAGAGAAAUCUGUUACUGGUUGUGAUUGAGGGAGCUUGAAAUGGUAGUUGGAUUUCAUCGUCGUUGUUAAACAAGAAGCUAAAGCGUAAUCAAAGGAUUUGUUGACCUAUUGUGGAAGGGGAUGGACAGAAGUCCCCGGCAGCAAUCUCUUUGUGAUCAUUGCUGGGAUAAUAUCGUGGUCAUUUUGAGUUCAGAUUCAGCUAGCAUGUGAUCUGUGCAAGCUAUCCAUAUAUGGAUCAAUGCUAUGAACUCUUCUCAACCUAUGGACCUCAAAUUUCAUUCAAGGUGAUGCAUUCAAGUCCCGCAGCAACGCGCGGGCACAUUUUCUAGUUGGAAUCCUAUUCCCUUUGGAAGUAUAAUAUUUUGUGUAUGAAUAGGGGAUGGAGGAGGCAGAUCUCUCUUCCUGUCAAAUAAAACCCUAACAGCAACUCCUGCCCUACCCAAGUGCCAAGGGAAUCUAUGGAUCCAGAUUGGGCUGCGUUGUCUAGAGAGCUUUUAAAUUUAGUUGUAGAGAGACUGGAGACGCCAAAAGAAUUUAGCUUGGUUUGCAAGUCGUGGCGUUCGGCUGCAAAGGAUAUACAGACCCAUUGUGCUGUCACAACAACCCCAAUGAUCUUGAUUUCUUCUCCUACAGACAAAGAUAAGUGGAAUUUAUACAAUCCCUUGGAUGACAAGGUUCUUAAAACCCAAUUAAAUUUGGCAAGACAGCGAUUUUGCGGGUCUUCAAAAGGAUGGUUAAUCGUUGUGGAUAAGAAUCGUCUUGUAUCGCUAAUAAAUCCGUUCUUUAGUAACGAUGAAAAGAAAAUAAUUCACCUUCCUCCACUGAGCCCGCCAAGUUUGAUUCGGCUUCGACGUGAAAACUAUUUUGUCUACAAGGCUACGAUUUCAGCAGAUCCAAUACUAAAUGCCGAUAACUGCAUUGUUACGGUGGUAUAUGAGGGCAUCUGCCACUUGGCUUUUCUUCGACUCAACAAAGAUAGUCAGUGGACUUAUAUCCUUGAAAAGGUUGACAGAGGAUGGUGGCGCACGGUUGAAGAAGUUGUUCAAUUUGAAGAAAGAUUCUAUGCUGUGGAUUUGUAUGGUAAAGUCUUUUCUUUUGACGUUACUACUCCGUCUGUCGCACCGGUGAAAGUGGUCGGACGUGAAUGUGACGGGGAGAACUGUUAUGUCACGAGAUAUUUUGUGGUUUGUAAUGAGAAAACAGUACUGAUGGUUCAAAGGUGCAUGGUUGGUCUUGACGGUCACGAGACAAAAAGAAUCACAGUCUUUGAACUAAAUAUCAGCAAGGGUGAGUGGACGGAGAAGAACACUUUAGGUGACGUUGCUUUGUUUGUGGGUGAUAAUUCUUCAAUAUCUGUUUGUGCUUCAAAGUCGGGAUGUCGAGCAAAUUGCAUAUACUUCAUUCAUGAUAAUGUUGGCGUUGAAGAAGGGUUUGGACCGCGCGGAGCUUAUGAUUAUGGUGUCUACAACGUCGAGGAAAAGAGGUUUUUAGAAAAUCCUUUCCAUAGAGAUGCUGGGAUUCUGAUGAGCAAGACCGUUGUAUCUCCGAUAUGGAUUGCACCAACUUAUAAUUUGUAGAACAAUAUUUUUUGUUCUUCUUGGUUUUCUUGGAUAUAUUUGAUGUACGGAUUUGGAACAUUA